Messenger RNA from Actinia tenebrosa (Australian red waratah sea anemone), 2601 nucleotides. RefSeq names its product sodium- and chloride-dependent GABA transporter 1. Lineage: Eukaryota; Metazoa; Cnidaria; Anthozoa; Actiniaria; Actiniidae. Gene Ontology annotation, cellular component: plasma membrane. Gene Ontology annotation, biological process: amino acid transport; sodium ion transmembrane transport; nitrogen compound transport. The record is from RefSeq and is a predicted model, not a curated record.
UUCACCUAAGCUGCUAUGCUUUUGUUUGUUGUUAAAAGAAUAUAUCUUUUGAUCAUUGGUUAUAUAAAAGUGGGGAGUGGACAAUUGGCGGGAGACUUGCGUCGUUCAUUGAAACGAAAGAAGCUUACACAUACAACGAGAAAAAUGGCUGAAUUAAACGAGUUAGAACCUUUCGAGAAGAGCCAAGAUGGGUCCAAGAAACCGCUUUUUGGUUCAACUUCCAACAGCGAUGACAGCAAUGAGAACAACCCUGAGAUUGAAGACAAGACGGAAGAUCGAGAAAAAUGGGCAAGUAAAGCAGAGUUCAUGCUGUCCUCUCUCGGUUAUUGUGUUGGGUUUGGUAAUAUUUGGCGUUUCCCUUACCUCUGCUACAAGAACGGGGGAGCAUCAUUUUUGAUUCCCUACUUCUUGAUGUUGUUCUUGAAYGGCAUCCCUCUGUUCUUCCUUGAGUUAGCCAUUGGUCAGUGGUUCAGUUCUGGUGUGAUCGGUGUUUGGAAGUCAAUUUGCCCUCUCUUUAAAGGAAUUGGAUACACGAUUUGUUGGAUAUCCUACAUGUGCUGUAUCUACUAUAUCGUGAUUCUUUGCUGGAUUUUCUACUUCCUGUUCAUGUCAUUUCAAUCUCCCGUUCCAUGGAAGAAUUGUGGUAAUGAAUGGAACACCAUUUACUGCAGGACUGAAAGAAAAGGUGCGGAAGCACUGAACUGUACUCUGCUUGGUCUUGGAGCUAAUUGUACUGCAACAGCUACCUCCCCUAGUGAAGAGUUCUGGAAGCACAAUGUUCUUGAGAUCACAGAUGAUAUUGCACAGAUUGGAGACAUGCGAUGGCCUUUGUUUGGAACUCUUAUCUUGUCCUGGGUAGUUGUUUAUUUCUGUCUAUUCAAGGGAAUAAAGUCCUCCGGAAAGGUUGUAUACUUCACUGCCACUUUCCCUUUCAUCAUCCUCUUCAUCCUGAUGAUCCGUGGUGCAACUCUUGAAGGAUCCCUUGAUGGUGUCAUCUAUUAUAUUAAACCAGACUUCGCAAAACUUGCCGACCCUCAGGUAUGGGUGUAUGCUGCUACACAGAUCUACUGGUCUCUUGGAGUUGGUUUUGGAACAUUGAUUACCUUCGGCAGCUACAACAAGUUUAAUAACAACUGUCACAAGGAUGCACUGAUCAUUUCUUCAGUCAACUGUGGUACUAGCUUCUUUGCUGGAUUUGUGGUGUUCAGUGUGCUGGGAUUCAUGGCUCAUAUUCUGGAGACCACAGUAGAAAAGGUGGCAACAUCAGGACCUGGUCUUGCCUUUGUCGCAUACCCUGAAGCCAUAUCUCAGAUGCCUAUUUCAACAUUCUGGGCCAUCCUGUUCUUCUUCAUGUUGGUAACACUUGGACUUGAUAGUCAGUUUGCUACUAUUGAGGCUGUCAUCACCGGCUUGGUUGAUGAGUAUCCAUGGCUACGAGCCACAAAGUGGCGUAAACCAGCAUUUGUAGCUGUUCUCUGUGGUAGCAUGUUCUUCCUUGGCUUUCCAUGUAUUAUGCAGGGUGGUAUGUGGUGGUUCAACCUCAUGGAUUAUCAGACUGCUGGCCUUUCUCUCUUGAUCCUGGCUUUUUUUGAGAUCAUCACCAUUUCAUGGAUUUAUGGGGUGGAUAGAUUCUCUGAUAACGUAGAACUCAUGACUGGUAGGAGGCCAUUCCUGUGGUUCCAGGUCUGCUGGAAGUACGUUUCGCCAUUCUGCACCAUGACUAUCAUCCUGGCUAACAUUAUCAAGUGGAAUGGUAUAAAGUAUAACGGACAGCCCUACCCUGGAUGGGCAGAGUUCCUCGGUUGGUGCAUGUGUUUGUCUUCUGUAAUGAUGAUUCCACUGAUGGCUAUCCAUGAGAUCUACAAGACACCUGGGACAUUGAGAGAGCGCAUUUGUUUCUUGCUCAAACCCAAUGCUGAAGCCAUGGCCAAGAUUGAGCGAGACACUGCAUCUUUUCGAGGAAAGGCACCAGUUGUAUUUGUUUGAGACAAGGUUGUCAAAGCCAAGUGUGCUUACCGGUAAACCAUCAGCCUCAAUUUUGUUUUAAAGCGUCCACGACUCUUGCCGCUCUCCUACAAGGGUACACUGAUGCUUCUUAAUUUGAAAUUCUCAGAAAUCAAAGGAUUAUUACACUAGAUUCUUAGAUUACAAGAUCUGUCAUCGCGGGGGAGCGUUGGUGCCAUUUAACAAAAGAUUUUUUAACAGCACCAACGUGGCCGCCAUGUUUUUGUCUUUUGACUCUCUUGGGAAUGAUUGGAGCAUCAAUACUGAGACUGAUGACCAUCCUGUUAACCACAAUAGUAAAUACUAUUAAAUCGUAAAAUAUAUCACACCAAUGGAGUGAUUUAAUUUUGCCCAUGAUGCCCAAGCUGUUUAAUAAGGGACUUGCAGACAAAGUAAAACUGCGAGAUAAAACAAUGGAGUUGUUAGCUACCUCUAUGUAUUAUGCUUAUUAUUCUUUCAGGGACAAGUAAAACCACUAUAUUAGAAUAUAAAUAAUGUGUGUAAACUUUAAGCUAAGGGUAUUUGAGAUGUAAGUUCAUUAUUUAGUAUUGAACACAGAUAUGUUUUACUUGCAUUUAAAAACCCUUAUAUGAUAAA